Messenger RNA from Mixia osmundae IAM 14324, 2004 nucleotides. RefSeq lists its product as uncharacterized. The record is from RefSeq and is a predicted model, not a curated record. Lineage: Eukaryota; Fungi; Basidiomycota; Mixiomycetes; Mixiales; Mixiaceae. The coding region runs from base 1 to 2004 and encodes 667 amino acids. The transcript is spliced from 9 exons. Gene Ontology annotation, cellular component: nucleoplasm; centrosome; cytosol.
AUGGCAAAGGAGGAGCUACUCAUUUGCCUAUUAUCAGCCCCCACUCCGCUUCAGCUCAACCUUUCAGCAUUAGAGAGCUCUGUCGUUGCGGUCGACGCUGCUUCAUUGACAGCAGACGAAGUCCAAGCACUGCAGACUCAUCUCACUCGAUUACUCAGGGUCACCGAUCUCUUCGACCAGCCCAACGACUCGUCCGAGCACAUCCGCGAUUUGACCCUGACCCGACAUGCUUACGACUCGCUGCUGGCCGCCUUGCAACACUUUGUAUCUGCUCUCGAUGCAAAGGCGGCCUUUGUGUGUGCAGCGCAGCAUUGUGACUCUGCAGAAGCAUGGGUCACGCCCGUCGCCUGUCAAAUCGCGACGAAGAUAUGCCGACAGACGAUGCUGGAGCAGCAUGACACGAUCCGCUUCAUCGAGCGCAUCUUGACAGACGACGUGCGACCCAUCUUUUCGAGCUCCUUUCACGCCAGCGUCAACCCGGACUCGGGUCGCUUGCUCGAGCGACCCCGUGGAGGCGAUCUGAGCCAGCUCGUCGUACAAUCGCAAGACUUGCGUGACGGCUGGCGAGACUGCCCCGCCUGCUCGUCUGUCCUGCAGGCAUGCGUUCGCCAACUAGGCAGAGAGUCGCUAGAGACUGUAUGGCACUUGCUCGUGCCGCCCCUGAUGCUCCUUCUAGACGACCAUCAGACGCUCUUCAGGUGGCGAGGCCUCCGUGCCGCUCAGGUGGUCAUUGCCACCGCCGAUGCUAGCUUGCUCCGUCGCACCGGACUGUCGGAGCUCAUGUUCCGAUCGUUUGCUGCCUCGCUGACCUACCUCUCGGAUGACAAGUAUGCGAACACAGUCGAGGCGACAGGCGUGACUCAGAUCCAGCUCAUCAAGACUGUCAUUGAACCGACCACGAUCGCAUAUGUCGAUCGAUUGGCUGUGCUGCUCGAAGAAGGCGUCUUCAAGAUAUGGUCCUACGCUUCCGAUCGACCUGCUCUCACUUGCGUUUCAUUGCGCCUCUUGCUCGAGCUGAUAGAUCUGCUCGAGAUCUUCAUUGUUCGAUUUCUCAAGAGCAUCAUUCCUCAUUUGCUCGAGCUUAUGCAGGGCGAAGAGACGCUCGCGAAAUCUUGCGAAAUACGAAGAUUGGCGUCUGUCAAUGUCGAUCGUCUGAUGCGAAUUGCUCGUCCGAGGAUCCACGUCUACGCGGAAGCCAUCUUUGCUUCGCUCGUGAGAGGCGCACGACUCCAUCCUGCCGAGCUUGAUCUAUACACUGGUCUCUACCGGCACCUUGAGAAGACUCACCCGAAGCUUUGCGAGGAUUUCGUUGAGCCAGGCUCUUCUCUCUACCUGCCUUCGCAAGCUUCGUCUAUUCGGGAGGGCACACCGGAAGCUUCUCAGAUCCACAGACGCUGCAAGACAGCUCGCAAGCCUGCCUUGCUCCGUCGUAGACAUCGUCUCAAGCCGAAGGUCUGGCAAAACCGCCAGCGACAACCCAAAAGUCCCAUCGACUGCAGCAGCUCUUCGCGCUCCGUUACGAGCGCCAUCCAGCAGUUUGCGCUCUUCGUGCCCGACCUCGAGUCUGCAGACUCGCCAGCACGAGCCAAGCCUGUGCUGGACUUCGAGACUAUGCAGGUCAAACCAGCCUCGCCAGCGUCGCAGCCCGUACAGCUCGCGCCACGCUGCAAGCCCAAAAUCGGUGCUCUCCUCGUGCGACGCCGCCAGAACAUGCCCGUCAUGAAGGUAGAGGUCGAUCGUAAUAGAUUUGAGGGUGAGCCUGCCGAAUCGUCAACGAGCAGCAUUGAAGCAGUCCCAUCGGCAACAUCGAUACCUCCUUCCAUCGAGCUCAUACCUGCCUCAUUCGAAACAACUGUCGCAAGCCAGCCCGUACAGACCACACAGACUGCGCGGACCCACAAUGGGCUCAGACUGAAGCGCAAACUCUCGGAGCUCAUGGGUGAUGCUGCGCCUCUGUUUGCCCAACGCGCGCGCGAUCAGACGAGUUGUUCAGACUGCAUAUGA